Nestor notabilis (Kea) is the source of this 4650-nucleotide messenger RNA. RefSeq lists its product as uncharacterized. Bases 22 to 4650 code for a protein of 1542 amino acids. The record is from RefSeq and is a predicted model, not a curated record. The transcript is spliced from 3 exons. NCBI's taxonomy places the organism in Eukaryota, Metazoa, Chordata, Aves, Psittaciformes, Psittacidae.
GUGAUUGGAUGUAUUAAGACAAUGGUGAACAAAGCAUGUAGUUCUCAUAAGUAUUGUGCUGAACAGUUGCAAAAUUACAGCUGGCAUUCUGGGAAAGCAGCAGCAUGUACCUAUUCAACUAAGGACUGUGAUCUCUUGAGCAGCAUUAAAAAUUCAAAUAGAUCUCGCAGCCCAUCACCACCUCCACUGUCACCUGUGCAGAGUAAAGAAUUUGAAUCAUCGGAAGGAUCGGUUAUAGAUUUCCCAACUUUAGACAACAACAAGUUUGAAAUAUCUGUCAACCAGCCUCCAUCCCUCUUGCCAGCUGAAGGAAGCAACGGAAAAUUUGAAUAUGAAAGUAAAACAUGCAAAGGAAAAGGGACAAUGUUGCUAUCAACAGACCAAGAAAGCAACAACUAUUAUAUAAAUCCUGAGAAGGCUGAGAAAGGUGAACAUUCAGCCAUUUUUCAAGAUUUAAUGGACCGCAUUAAUGAAAAGCUAAAAUCAAUAGACACUACAGAUAUAGCAACAAAUCUUGUAAAACUCUCUAACAGUGACAGGACACCAGAAAACGAUGUCAAAUUAGGAGACUUCAUAACCUCUCUUUUGCAUAAUGCUAAGGCAAGUGAUUACAGCUUUAUGGAGUUACUUCGCCAACAUGAUAAACAAAUGGAAAAUAACAUCAUCCAAACAAGAUUUCGCAAGCGUCAGGAAACUUUAUUUUCAAUGUAUAAUUCUCCUGAUUCACCAUUCAUUCGACGACAGUCUUUGCAAAUCAAGAGGCAGCUUGCAAGCCUUGAUGAAACCCUUGUAAGAAAAAAGUCAAUUUCUGAGAGAAAUGCAAAGAAAUACACCAGAAAAAUCGAUAAAAUAUAUCCAAAUAAAAGACACAGUUUUACUGUGAUAGAAGAGGAGGCUUUGCAACAUCUUGAAAAUAACCCAUGCAUGAAUUGCCAAACCAAACCAAGGUGCUUUCCACUACACCAAACAGAGUCUUUCAAACUACCUCUUACUAAUUUCCACACGAGCUCUGACUUUCUAGUUCUUUCAGAAAACAGUGCUAUUGCAGCCAGACAGGCGAAACUCGCAAAAACGCAAGGAGAUUGUGUAACCUUAAGUGAGACUGGUCAAAUGCCUCUACAGGAUGAGAGUAAUGGAAUCUUGGGCAGAACUAAACGUAAUAUUGUGCCUCCUGGAUGGUACUCUGUGUAUGUAACAAAUAAUAUUGUAAUUAGAAAGUCAUCUAAUGCAAAAAAUUCUUUUGAGAGUUUGGAAAAAAUGAAACUAAAUAAAGAUGUUCAUGCUGAAAGAUGCAAUGACAUAAAUAUCAGCAAAAUUGUGAGAGAUACAGAUCUGCAAGUUGUUGUAGAGCGUUUAGAAGAUACAAUAAGCUUAGCCAGAAAGACUAACAACUCAUUGUUGGAUAGUUACAGAAUAAGCCAAAAAGUUAAUGCAUAUGAACAGGUUAUGAACCCAGGUGCUAGAAGAGACUUGCCUUUCACUGUGAGUGAAAUGGGAUGCAAAGGACAAAGCUUACUUCCACAUUCAUAUGUGCCAAGCAGCAGUAAAAUCAAAACCGUGUGUGUGACAACAAACAAACAAGAAAUGGUUAUACAUCAAGAAAUAAAUGACAGCCUUUUGAAAUCUCUGACCUUUAAUUCAUCUGGUUCAGCUUCCAACAAUGGGGACUUAAAUACAACUUCUGAAGCUGGGGAGAUCUCAUCUCCCUUAAACUACUCCAGUCCUAUUAAGCUUAUGUUUGUCUCAGAGGUUAAUAGUAGUGAAGGAGUCAAAUAUACUUUGACAUCUGCAGCUGCAUCUUCUAAAGGAAGCACAGAUAUUUGUUUAUUUCAGGGGCACUCAAACACUUUGUUAGACAAACAGGUCACAGGAGAUCUUUCUCAUGCAAUCUGUGUCAAAGAUUGUGAUUACAGUGAAAAUGAGACCAAGGAGGAGUCAAGUUGUGUUUAUGCAGAAGCAGUUACAAGCUCUUGUCCAAUUGGUCAAACUACCUUAGAUGACUCAAAACAGAAUGAGGAAGUUGUGGAGAAACCAAGCAGUAGCAGUGAAUUGGUUUUAAAAAGAAAACCUGGUAGACCAAAGAAAAUAGGUCCUCAAGUUGUUAAGCAGGUUAAGAGACCUAUUGGACGGCCUCCUAAACCAAAAGUAGACAUGACUGAAAGUGCAGAACCUAGACCUAAACUUAGUAGUGAUGGUAAAAAUACCAACUUGAGUGCAGGAGUAAUGGAAGACGUUAACAGCAACAAAAAUAUUACUGUGACAGUUGUUUUUGGAAGGUCAAGAAGAACUAAAAGGCAUGUUUCUGAAAGUAAUCUAAAUGUAAUUAGCUUUCUGCCCACACAACACAUUGAUUCGAAUUUUGCUAAUGACCACAGCAAAGUGAGGCACAAUGUGGAGACUGAAAACGCUUUUACUGAAAUAGUAAAAGCCUUACAAAAUUCUUCUACUGAAAACGAGGUCUCUGGUUAUGACUAUGUCAGACCUAUCAAGAGUAACCUAGCAUCACCACAUCCAAGCAGCAAUAUCAUACGGCCUAUUAAGAAACCGCUAACCACCAUUCGUAAACCCGGCAGGCCAGCAAAAGUAAAGAUCUCCGGCAUAUCUGUGACUGUUAAUAGAGUUUCACCUCAGGAAAGAAAAGUGAGCAUUAGCAACUGUUUGCCUCCUUUGCAACAGCAGAGUGUGUUAGAAAAAAACGUACCACAGGAGAGGAAAAAUCAACUGUGCAGUAAUAUGGGUCAAGUAAAGAGCAUGCAGAAAGAUUCUAGAGAGGAUGGAUCAAGCAAUGUUAUUACAACAGUGUCAAGAAAACAUGAAAUUCCAUCGAGACAUUCUGCUAGAGACAGAAAACCCUCGCUGCACUUUUUACAUUCAUUAGCAUCUUCUAGUGCAUUUACUUGUAGAAGUGCCUUACUACAUAAAUCGUACAAACUCCAUUUGAAAAAAGCUAAAGAUCGAAAGGAAAAACAUAGGCAAUCAAAUCAGAGCACAGCAUCCAAAGAUACCUCAGAACUGAGAAAUUCAGGAAAUGCAAAAAUGGAUCUUAAGGAUGGUGAAUUCGGGCCCAUUAAUGAAGUGUCGUCGGACCCCAUUUUUUCAUCUAAUCCUUCUCUCAGGUGGUGGCCUACUUCCACUUCAAGUGACACUUUGUUGGAAGAACUAAACAAUAGAUUUGAACAGAUAACUAAUACCUGGUUGCGAGUGGGGGGAAAUGAGUUUGAUAAAUGUGCAUGUGAAAAAAGGGGUCCCGUUGAACAAGACUGUGACACUGAAAUGUCAAACCCUUUAGACUCCUGCCUUGUAGAACUUGAAACAUCGCCUAUAAAAAUGCUUUUUCAGAAAAAGUGUAAUAUGAAUGAACUCUGCACCUGGUUUAUGCAAACUACAGAAACACAGUCUCUCUCUCUAGUGAGAAAGGCGAAUGCUCGCAAUCCUUUAGAAGUAGUUAGUACUAGAGAGAUAAAGAUGGAAGCUAAACAAUCUGAUCUUAAUACUUGCCCUUUCAGAAAGCACUUUAAAAAGUUUGCACUAUCCUCACCUUCCAAACCAGCAGGGAAAUUACGGAUACUACAUAACAUGGUGAGGUCUCCAGUCUUAAGCAUGAAAAGUAAUUUCACAUUAGCCAGAUUAAAAAGAAAUGAGUUUAAGAAGCUACGGCAUGAUAGGUGGGGACAGAUGAAAAAGCUCUAUAACCAGGCUCCUGGAGGCUGGAAAUCAAAAAAGAAAAAUCUGCAGUUCUUUUGCCAAAGCCAGUUGUUUAAAAGUACAAGUGGGGAAGCCAAUGAUGAAAUGCCCAAGAUCCAGGAAAAAAACACAGUAGAAAUCCAGCCCCCUCAGACUUGGGUAGAAUCUCAGAGUAGCCUCUUGCCAACUGAAAAUGAAGCCAGAGAUGCAUUUGUUCAACAGAUGAUGGGAUCUUCUGAGUUUAACCCACAUCCUGGUUUAGCAAAUAUACUUAAGUCACAUGCAGAGACAAACGGAACAGUUUGUUGCCAACAGAAUGUUAGAAAAGAACAAAGCCAAGAUAAAUUGUUUCAAAAUACUUGGAAAGCCAAAACCUUUAAAGACUGUAGGAUAUUUCUGAAAAAAAUCAACCAUAUUGAGCAGCACAAUUCAUUUAAGUUAAAUAAUGUCAUUUAUUCUCCGGAAGCUGUUGAAAGUAAAAGCACUCAGUCCUAUAUGGAAGAAAAAAGACAUCCUCUUUUGAGGUCGCAUUCUACUAAACAAAAUACAUUAAAGAAACAAGAAAAUGAAAUGGAAAUGUCUAAAGGAUCCAAUUCUUCUGAAGUGACUGAAAGGCUGGAUGACCAGUUUCACAGCACAAAAUUUAGAGGUGUAAACUAUGAUGAUAAUCCUGCUGGUAGUUCAGAAGUUCUUAUCAGAAUAAACAAAAGAAAAAGUCCACAAUGGGAGACCACUGAUACAAAUAUAAGAAAAAGGCAUAAAAGACAAUCAUGCAGUAGUGGACAAAUGGCAACUUAUUACCCAAAGUACCAAGUAGGGUGUGGAUUUAUCACGGAUGCAAAGGAGGCUGUGGACCUACUACAGCAGCAGGCAGAACUGAGCUUACGGCUUAAAGCAGAGCUUCAGCCGCUGUUAGGAAAGGAUGAAGGUCGAUCAACACAGCCUGUGGUGAUUGUAAAUUUGUGA